Molecule: messenger RNA, 486 nt
Organism: Penicillium arizonense
Lineage: Eukaryota; Fungi; Ascomycota; Eurotiomycetes; Eurotiales; Aspergillaceae
Exons: 1
Coding region: 1-486 (161 amino acids)
Source: RefSeq, a predicted model, not a curated record
AUGUGGAAAUCCGUCAUUUCAAUCAGUCAACAAGCCUCCCGAGCAACCCGCUCCCAAUUCUCAACAACCGUCCCAGCCCUCGUCACACCAACAGCAGCCAAAGCCCCCUUCAGCACGACUCCCCGCCCCCAAAAGUCAAAAUACCAAGGCCUUCAAGAUCGCGAAUCACUGAGCCCAGAGCGUUCAGAAACCACCAAGUCAGGCACGGAUGCCGAAGUCGCCGAGCACCCAGCCGCAUUCGAUCCGUCCAACACAGCACCGGAGAGCGAACUUGCAGCUACAGCGGAGGAGAGCAGGAAGGAAGGCGAGUCGGACAGCCCUCUAGACGUGAGUGCGGCCAAUAAGGAUGUCAGUGCUUGGAGACACCCAACUGAAGGUGGCCCAGCGCGCAACCAGGACCGCGAGUCUAGUGCUCGGAGGACUCCCAAAAAGAACAGGAGCGUUCAUGUCAAGGAGGACGGGACUCACGUUUCUUAUAAGGACUGA